AUGAAUAAUUCAACAUCAUGUGUAUCCAUUAACAUAAAAGAAUUAUUAUUUAAUUUGUCAAAACAGAAAGAUGAGAGAAUUUUUUAUUUCUUGGAAAAAGAUAAAACACUAAUUAAUAUACAAGACGAAAAUGGAAAUAGUUUAUUACACUGGGCUGUCUUUUUAAAUAAUGUAUAUUUAGUAUACUACUUACUAGAAAACAAUGCUGAUAGAGAUAUUAAGUCACAUUCUAAGCAGACCCCAUUAUUCUGGGCCAUAUGCUCAAAUAAUAUUUUUAUGAUUUAUAUUUUGAAUAAGUAUGGAAUUAAUUUAUUUCAAGAAGAUGACAAAGGAUAUAAUUGUCUAAUCAUAAGUAUUCAGUAUAAUAAUAUUUUAGUUUUUUUUUAUUUAUUAUAUCUAAAUGUUUCUAUAACACAUAAAGAUUAUAAUAGUUGCUCGGUAGUUGAUUGGGCUGCAUAUAAUAAUAAUUUAUUUUUCCUUCGUUUUUUUUCAAUAUUUAUGAACAAUUUAUAUUCUCUUAAUUUAAAUACUCCAACAUCAACAUUACAUAAAGCUAUCAUUGGAAAUUCGUAUGAAGCAUGUGUAUAUUUAAUUUUAAACAAACUUCAAAAUAUUUACGACAUAGGAACGGAUGACAACAAAACCAUUCUUCAAUUCGUUGAAGAUAACAAAUCCAAAAUAGACCCCAGAAUUUAUCAGUUUGUAAAUAGUAAGAAGGUAUAUAGAUUAUGUCAAAACAAGGGAAAUAUAAAUAAAAAUAGAAAUUUUUUAUAUGAAGAAAAUGGUACUAUAGGCCCAUACACCCUUAAGAGAAAAAAAAAAAAAUUGCCCAUAUUUCUUAGCAUUUAUACAAAAUAUAUUGAAAAUAAGGCUCUUCUGCUAUACCCACUGAUGUUGGUAUUUCUUUAUGUUUAUUUAAACAUAACUUACUUCCUAUACGUUAGAAAAUAUAUAGAGGGACAAAAAUUAUACAUAGACUUAUUUCAUCCCUUCCUUUUUGUCAUAUAUUAUUUUGUGGUUACUAGCAACCCAGGAUAUUUGGAAAAUAAUAAAAGCAAUGUGUUCAAUAUUAAUAUGGAAGGUAAAAAAAAAAAAGACAUCAACAUGAAAUGUAAAAAUGGAGAUAAUGAUAAAGAUGAGCAUGAUAAUACAUAUGAUGAUACACAUAAUGAUGUAGAUUCAAAACAAGACCAAUAUAAAGAUAAACCUUCAAAUGAUUAUUAUAACAAAACAAAUAAUAAUAAAGAGUGGUCGAAAGAAAAUCUUACUUUUCAAUAUAUCAUUAAAAAUAUAAGGGAUGAAAUAAAUAGAUAUGAAAAGAAAUACAAAUUGAUUGAGUUUGCAAAAAGAAUUAAGAAAGAAAAUAUUUUUGAAUUAAAAAAUAGUAUGGAAAUAAAUUGGAAUAUCCCCCCUAUAGAAUUCACAGAAAUUAAUAUUAACAUGUUAUGUCCUACAUGUUUUCUUUUUAAAAAUUUAAGAACAAAACAUUGUUCUUUGUGUGACAAAUGUGUUGAAAUAUUUGAUCAUCAUUGUGAUUUUACACUUAAUUGUAUGGGUAUUGAAAAUGCUAGGAUAUUUCUUUUAUGGAUUUUACUCAACAUUUGUUUUUCUUUUUAUAUUAUAUAUAUAUAUGGAUGUCUUAUUUUUAAUAUUUCAUUUAAUUAUAACAACAUCAAUUUUUAUAUCAUAAUACUUAUGGCUAUUGUAUUAUCUAUAUUACUAAUAUAUUUUAUGGGUGCCAUAUUUAUAAGAUCCAUUAUGAACAUAUUAGAAAAUAUUACAUCCAAUGAAAAAUUUAAAAUUUAUACAUACAAAACAUUUUUUACAUAUGAAUUAACUAUGGAUGAAAAAAAGCAACCUACUGUUAUAAGAAAAUUUAAAAAUCCUUUUGAUCAAGGAAGGUUUUUUAAUUUUAUAAAUUUUUUAACAAAAUCAAAAACAAAGUUAAUUAAAAAGGAAAAACAGUUUAUAGUGAUUGACAAAAAUAUAAAAGCCAAAAGCUAA
Molecule: messenger RNA, 2004 nt
Organism: Plasmodium gaboni
Lineage: Eukaryota; Apicomplexa; Aconoidasida; Haemosporida; Plasmodiidae
Product: putative palmitoyltransferase
Exons: 6
Coding region: 1-2004 (667 amino acids)
Molecular function (GO): protein binding; palmitoyltransferase activity
Source: RefSeq, a predicted model, not a curated record